AUGUCUUUCGCAUCCCGUGUUUUUGCCAUCACCGGCGGCGCCUCUGGUAUGGGCCUCGCUGUCGCGAAGAUGCUUUCGAAACAAGGAGCGGCCGCGGUUUGCGUUGGCGAUCUGAACAAGAAGAACUUUGAAUCAGCUACUAAAGAGAUUCGUGGCGAGAAUCCCAACACUGCCGUCGACAUGUCAUCACUUGACGUGUCUAUUCCAGCAGCUGUGGACGAGUGGGUUUCGAUGAUCGUACAGAAGUACGGCCGACUUGACGGUGCCGCCAAUGUAGCUGGCGUACCUCAAGUUGCUAGACAGAGCAGUGAAGCCGGACCAACCCUGCUGGACGAGUCUGACGAGAUGUGGCGUCUUCAUAUGGGAGUGAAUUUGGACGGCGUCUUCUACUGCACACGCAGCCAAGUGCGAGCCAUGAAUAUCCUGCGCCAGAGGGGAGACAAUACGGAGAGAUCCAUCGUUAACGUGUCCAGUAUGGCGGCUUUGAGCAAUGGAUCUUCAUGUUUGAGCUACGGCGUGGCUAAAACUGCUGUCGUAUCUUUGGGCGCCCGUAUCGCGAAGGACGUUGCGCCUUUUGGCAUCCGUGUCAAUACGGUGCUUCCAGGCGCUACAAACAGUCCCAUGCUUUCACAAUUCUUCCCAGGAGACGCCAAAAGCAUCUUGACAACUCUGGGAUAUGAUGUAGUGGAGCCUGAGGAUAUUGCUCGAACAAUUGUUUACCUUCUCAGCGAUGAAUCCAAGAAAAUUUCCGGAGUUUCACUUCCAGUUGGAACUGGACACUGA
This is a messenger RNA of Trichoderma virens Gv29-8, 783 nucleotides long. RefSeq lists its product as uncharacterized. The transcript is spliced from 2 exons. The record is from RefSeq and is a predicted model, not a curated record. Lineage: Eukaryota; Fungi; Ascomycota; Sordariomycetes; Hypocreales; Hypocreaceae. Bases 1 to 783 code for a protein of 260 amino acids.